Venturia canescens is the source of this 3279-nucleotide messenger RNA. It is a transcript of the gene Br140, whose product is annotated as bromodomain-containing protein 140. The record is from RefSeq and is a predicted model, not a curated record. The transcript is spliced from 7 exons. Gene Ontology annotation, biological process: regulation of transcription by RNA polymerase II. Gene Ontology annotation, molecular function: protein binding. Gene Ontology annotation, cellular component: MOZ/MORF histone acetyltransferase complex. NCBI's taxonomy places the organism in Eukaryota, Metazoa, Arthropoda, Insecta, Hymenoptera, Ichneumonidae. Bases 300 to 3062 code for a protein of 920 amino acids.
UAAUUCAAACGACGCUGUUCUCGUUUCAUAACCUAAAAGUAUCACCGUCAACUGUUUCAUUGCUAAUAUGAUCUAGCCGGAAGGACUAUUUAUUGCAGUAUUAAUAGUAAAUAAAACGAUACAGUAACGUCAUUAAAAAUCUACGAGAUUAGUCUAAAUCUUUGAAUACUGAUUGAUGUAUAAUUACAACAAUUAAUCUGUAUUUAAUAACAUCGUUACAGUGCAAAGUUUAUCUUUAUUUUUCGUGCAUAUUUCAAGUUUGUUCGUUAAAUGUUUCACAUUACAAUAAUCGGACGAAAAUGAACACUCCACAUUCGAAUAAAAAAAAACGCAACAGAAUUGGAGGACAUAAUGAUUCAACGGCGUCUGGGAAUGGCGAAGUUUUGAGCCCUCAAGAUCUUUCCCGCUUUGUUUUGGUAACACCUGCUGAAGAAGACGGCAACAAACAAUUGCGCUUGGGAAUCAAUGACAGUCUGUCCGUAAUGUCCUCAAGCGAAUAUGAGACUAAUAAUAAAAUUAAUAGCCACAAAGGGACCAAUGCAGCAGCGGAAAGAGAAAAAGAAGAUAAAGCCAUUCUCAGUACGCUUCCUAUCGCAACGGUCAAACAUUUGGAUGGUUACGAAAGUCAAAUAGGUGAAGCAGAAUCGCUUCCCAAUUCUUACGUUAGGUUUAUGGAGCGGAGUGGUGAAGAACUUGAUGGUGAAGUUGAGUAUGAUUUGGACGAGGAAGAUUCGGCCUGGUUGUCGAUCGUAAACGAGCGUAGAUUAGCGUCAGGAUUAACGCCACCAAUGGAGCCUGAUACGUUCGAGUUAUUGAUGGAUCGUUUGGAGAAGGAAUCAUAUUUUCAGCAGCAAAGCAACGGUGGCGGUGGAAUAGCUGCGGACGAGGACGCGGUUUGUUGUAUCUGUAUGGACGGAGAGUGUCAAAACAGUAAUGCAAUAUUAUUUUGCGACAUGUGUAAUUUGGCGGUGCAUCAAGAUUGUUACGGUGUACCAUAUAUACCGGAAGGACAGUGGCUUUGCCGUAGAUGCCUUCAGAGUCCAUCGAGAGCGGUGGAUUGCGUGUUAUGUCCGAAUCGGGGUGGUGCCUUCAAGCAAACGGAUCGGCCAGCUACAUGGGCACAUGUAGUUUGUGCCCUUUGGAUUCCGGAAGUUCGUUUUGCUAAUACCGUAUUUCUCGAGCCGAUUGACAGUAUCGAAAGUAUUCCAGCUGCACGCUGGCGUUUAACUUGCUGCGUUUGUAAGCAAAGAGGGGCUGGAGCUUGUAUACAAUGUCACAAGAGCAAUUGUUACGCCGCUUUUCACGUAACUUGUGCUCAGCAAGCAGGACUUUGUAUGCGAAUGAGAACCGUACAACCUGCCAACGGUGAACCAAUGCUCGUACAAAAAACAGCCUAUUGCGAAACUCACGCACCUCCCGAUUUUCAACCUUCCACUAAUCCGGCUGAAGCUCGUAGACGCGCAAUCGCCAACAAAAAAAGCUCCUCCGCUCCUGUUAUCUCCAUUCCCACGAUCCCACCCGAACGCAUUCGCGAAAUUGCCAACCUCGCCGAAGGCCUACCCAAACGCAGUCAACUCAUUCAGCGUCUCAUCGCCUACUGGACGUUGAAACGUCAAAAUCGUAACGGCGUGCCACUUUUGAGGAGACUACAGAGUUCUCAUCCACAUUCCCGACCACCCGCCAUCGGUGAUCACUCCUCACCGCCCCCCGAUGGCGAAUUACGAGGAGAACUCUAUCGUCAGCUCAAAUACUGGCAAUGCCUCAGACAGGAUCUCGAACGUGCGAGGUUGCUGUGCGAGCUCGUACGUAAACGAGAAAAACUCAAGAAAGAACUUUUCAAAGUGAAAGAAAAAUGUAUGUGGUUCGAACUGAGACCUCUUGAAAGUAUUCUGAGAACACUGCUCGAGGCUUUCAAAGCGAAAGACACAAAUGAUGUAUUUGGACAGCCUGUAAACACCGAAGAAGUUCCAGAUUAUCUUGAUAUCGUUACACAUCCAAUGGACCUGUCGACAAUGGAGGCUAAACUGGAGAGACAAGAAUACGAGAGUCUAAGCGCAUUCGAGGCGGACUUUAAUCUGAUGGUGAACAAUUGUUUGGCGUAUAAUAGAAAAGAUACAAUGUUUUAUCGGGCUGGAUUGAAAAUGCGCGAACAAGGAGGUUCGUUAUUCGAGCAAGCGCGAAAGGAUUAUCCGGAGCUGGAUCCACCGGUGGAAAUAGAAACUCCAGCGAUUACAAAAUCCCGAAAAAGGGAAAGAAAUAGUCGUAAUCGUACAGAAUCGGAAUCCCAAACGGGGGAACGCGAGAUUCCAUCGACAGGCGUUAACCGUAGAACAGCUGUUUUAUUUACGCGUAAAGCUCGUGCUCGAGCAAGCAGAAGUGGACAGAAUCAGAGUUUGGAAAAUGAUCAGAAAAAACAGGGUGACAGUUUUAGGAUCUAUAGGAGUGGUGGUAUGGACAGUGACAUUGGUGAGGCAGAAAGUCAGUCGUCGACUUGUAGCAGUUGUUCGACGAGUGUAUCGACGAGUCCUGAACCAGAAGAACCACCGGACGAUCCACUCGAUGAUGACGAUGAAAACGAGGAUGAGGACGAUGAAGAGGAAGACGAUGACGAGCCACCCUCACACGUGUUGAAAAAAUCAAAAGAUCUUGAAGAACCUAAAGUCGACGAAGGUGAAAUAGGUCUCGAGGCUCUCCAGCUAGUUUGGGCAAAAUGUCGAGGAUACCCUUGGUAUCCUGCACUAAUCAUAGAUCCAAACACCCCUCGAGGAACAGUCCACAAAGGUGUUCCAAUUCCAGCUCCACCUGAUGAUGUUCUCGCACUUGCUGUUAAUUACAAAGAGCCAGUUUUUCUUGUUCUUUUCUUCGAUACAAAACGAACCUGGCAAUGGUUGCCUGGUGAAAAAUUGGAGAAACUGGGAGUUUCACAAGCUCUGGACGAAUCAAAAUUGAUCGAAUCUCGAAAGCCAACAGAUCGAAAAGCUGUAAAGAAAGCUUACCAAGAGGCACUGCAUUAUCGAAAACAAACGCACAAUACGGCACUCGCUGCAUUGACAGCGAGUUGAAAACAAUAUGGAAAAAAGCUUGAUCAAACAAACUUUCACACCAGAAGGAAUCACAUAAAUUAUUUUUAUCGACAUCAUUUUUCACAUAUAAUGGGGGCGUUGGUGUUGAAUGAAGAAAUUUGAAAAAGAAGACAAAAACAAAAACGAAUCUACUUGUAAAAUAAUCCAUCCAGAGAAAUUGUACCUUUUUCGUAAUAAAUUAUUGAGAUUUCCGAGA